GAAGAUUGGGCCUUCUUUAUUAUUGAAACGAAAUUAAGAUUUAAGACAAACAUGGGGGGGUUGACCUUUGGCGGCUUCGGCAUGUGACUUAAGUGUCAGAAGAGGAAUACAAAAACUUUUAACUGAUCUGAAUUCGAAUCUUAAACAUUAAAGAAAUCAAAGCGAAGAAACAACCAAACUCAACCAAUCAAAAUGGCCAUGGGGUCUUGUUAUUAGUUCGAUAGACGCAUAGAUUGGUUGAGAAGAGAAAAGAGGAAACAUGGGUUGGAAUUGGAGAAAUGGGUUUCAAGAAGUGGCGAAUACAAGGCCUCUGUUCUUGACAAUUUACGCCACCGUCGUCAUUGGUGUAAUCUUCUCCUCUUUCUAUGUCUUCUCGGCUAUAUAUUCCAAGCCUUUAGUUGACUCCUCCAUCUCAUGGCUCUCCUCUCCACCUUCAGCUAUUUCCUCUCACAAUGUGGAUUCUCAUCCAACAGAGCCAGCACUCAAUUUUUCUCGAUCAGCAACAGUGGGUCUAACUACAGGGCCUCAAAGCGUGUUGAUGCCCCCUAUUUGGCAAGUUCCCUCACAAACCAAAAAAAUGCCACCUUUGAAGGCUUUUCAACUGACUAAAGAACUGGUUCAGCAAAGGGUGAAAGAUAACGUCAUAAUAGUGACCUUUGGUAACUACGCAUUCAUGGAUUUUAUCCUGACUUGGGUUAAACACUUGACAGAUUUGGGGCUCUCUAACCUUCUUGUUGGUGCGAUGGAUACCAAAUUGUUGGAGGCUUUGUAUUGGAAAGGUAUUCCUGUUUUUGAUAUGGGCAGCCAUAUGAGCACAGUUGAUGUUGGCUGGGGCUCUCCAACAUUUCAUAAGAUGGGGAGACAAAAAGUUGUUAUGAUAGAUUCAUUCCUUCCCUAUGGUUUCGAACUGUUGAUGUGUGAUACAGACAUGGUUUGGUUGAAGAACCCGCUGCCAUAUUUUGCUCGUUUUCCUGAAGCAGAUGUCUUAACUUCUAGUGAUCAAGUCAUACCAACAGUUGUUGAUGACAGGCUAGACAUUUGGCAACAAGUUAGUGGAGCCUACAAUAUAGGAAUAUUCCACUGGCGGCCAACAGAUUCUGCAAAAAAACUGGCAAAGGCAUGGAAAGAAAUGCUUAUAGCUGAUGACAAAAUAUGGGAUCAAAAUGGGUUUAAUGAUCUUUUACACAAGCAGUUAGGACCACCUGUGGACGAGGAGAGUGGACUUGUAUAUGCUUUUGAUGGAAAUCUCAAGCUGGGAAUCCUGCCAGCUAGUAUAUUUUGUAGUGGACAUACUUAUUUUGUCCAGGCCACGUAUCAGCAAUUCAGAUUGGAGCCAUAUGCAGUGCAUACCACAUUUCAGUUUGCAGGUACUGAAGGAAAGCGGCACCGGCUUCGGGAAGCCAUGGUUUUCUAUGAUCCACCAGAAUACUAUGAUUCACCAGGAGGAUUCUUAUCAUUUAAGCCAUCUAUUCCCAAGAGCUUGUUACUAGAUGGGCAACAUACUAUUGAAUCACACUUUUCUCUAGUUAAUUACCAAAUGAAACAAAUAAGGACAGCACUUGCGAUAGCUUCAUUGUUGGAUCGUACACUGGUCAUGCCUCCACUAUGGUGCAGGUUGGAUAGGCUGUGGUUUGCGCACCCGGGAGUUUUGGAAGGCUCUGUGACUAGACAACCUUUUAUUUGUCCUCUGGACCAUGUAUUUGAGGUAAAUGUAAUGUUGAAAGAACUGCCAGAGGACGAGUUUGGCCCCCAGAUCGAUAUUAAGGAGUACUCUUUCUUUGACAAUCCAUCAUUACCAAGACAGGUGAAAGAUUCAUGGCUUGAUGUUAAGCUUUGUCAAGAAGGAAGUAAAGAUUGUCAUGCAUCUAAUGGUACCAGUCCACAAGGCGUACUCAGAUUUCCAAAGCGCAGCAAUGAAGAAACGUUCAAGGCGGUAUUCUCUUCAUUCAAGGACGUUAAGGUCAUUCAAUUCUCUUCGAUGCAAGAUGCUUUCCUAGGUUUUAGUGAUAAGACAAGGGAACAGAAAUUCAGGAACCGUGUGAAGCGGUAUGUUGGUAUAUGGUGUUGUGUGACUGAUCACACUCCUGGACACAUAUAUUAUGAUAUGUAUUGGGAUGAGAAACCUGGUUGGAAACCGAAAGCACCUCAAACUCCAGCAGAUGAUCACCCACCUUUGUGAGGCACAACCUUAGGCUUAUGUUGGUCACAAUACUACAAGAGCAAUGGAGAAAGGAAUAAGAAGAAAAGAAAAAUUCCAGCGCUGGAUUACUUCCUGACUCAUUGUUGAAACUAAGCUGGCCCGUAUGCACAUUUUUAGAAGAAGAGAUGUUGUAUCCAAAUAGAAAAACUAAUUAAACAUAGAGAUGAGAUGAGCUGUAUCUUAUGUAACAAUAGAUGAUUUAUAUUCACUUUUUCACAGUGCAAAUAAAGGAAACAGGAGCAAAUGAUUCGAAGGAGGGAGAGCGAUAAUUUGUUUGCUUCUUCACAACAUUAUGAUAA
Quercus robur (English oak) is the source of this 2499-nucleotide messenger RNA. RefSeq names its product arabinosyltransferase XEG113. Gene Ontology annotation, cellular component: Golgi apparatus. The record is from RefSeq and is a predicted model, not a curated record. Gene Ontology annotation, molecular function: arabinosyltransferase activity. Bases 260 to 2179 code for a protein of 639 amino acids. NCBI's taxonomy places the organism in Eukaryota, Viridiplantae, Streptophyta, Magnoliopsida, Fagales, Fagaceae. The transcript is spliced from 13 exons. Gene Ontology annotation, biological process: cell wall pectin biosynthetic process.